Nestor notabilis (Kea) is the source of this 1059-nucleotide messenger RNA. RefSeq names its product low-density lipoprotein receptor-related protein 1B-like. The record is from RefSeq and is a predicted model, not a curated record. The annotation marks the transcript as partial. The transcript has 5 exons. NCBI's taxonomy places the organism in Eukaryota, Metazoa, Chordata, Aves, Psittaciformes, Psittacidae.
AUGUUCAGCCAACUGGUCAGGCACACAGUGUGAGAGGCCAGCUCCCAAAAGCAGCAAGUCUGACAAUAUCAAUACAAGAAGCAUUGCAAUCAUUGUUCCUCUUGUUUUACUGGUGACUUUGGUCACUACUCUGGUAAUUGGAUUAUUUCUUUGCAAAAGGAAACGAAGGACAAAAACCAUCAGAAGACAACCCAUUAUAAAUGGAGGAAUCAAUGUAGAAAUUGGCAAUCCAUCAUAUAACAUGUAUGAGGUGGGCCAUGAUCACACUGAAGGUGGUCUUUUAGCUUCAGAUUUUACUGUAAAUGCAGAAAAGGCCAGAUACAUAGGGGGAGGGCCCACUGCAUUCAAGCUUCCCCACACAGCUCCGUCAAUCUACCUAAACUCUGACUUGAAAGGACCACUGUCAACAGGGCCAACAAAUUACGCCAAUCCAGUAUAUGCAAAGUUAUACAUGGAUGGACAAAACUGUCGAAACUCCUUAGCAAGUGUUGAUGAAAGAAGAGAACUCCUUCCAAAGAAAAUAGAUAUUGGGAUAAGGGAGACUGUGGCAUAAUCUGCUAUUACCUUUUAUACUCUGUAUAAAUGUAUAAAAUAUAAGGAUUACUUUUCUAUGUACCAACAGUAUUAUAAUUGUUUCAGCAUCAGCAUUACCUCUGUUUUUUGUUUGGUUGAUUGUUUUCUGGGUCUUUCUUUUGCUGAUGACUUUUGACUGACCAUUUGUAAGGUAUUUUUAUGAAAAGAAACUGCACUACGGUACAAUUUACAACAAUGCUGCUGAAAUAACACACCUUUAAAUUUGUUAAAAUUGCAAACAACAUACUCGUUUGUAGUGUGAAAAUGAGCAAUCUAUUUUCUAUGAACUUUUUUGGUUCUACUUAAUUGAUGAAGAUGGUAUCUGCACUAUUUCAUUAUGUAGUCUGGAAGCUGUAGUACAGUAUGUAAUUUUGUUUGUUUUAAAUGGUGAAAGAAUGAUUGAAUGGUCUACUCUCUUCUUUGUGCCCAUUCAUGAUCAUGAUAAAGCUAGGUAACUUUUCACAAACAAACAUAACUUGCUUUUAA